AUGUCACGGAAUUCGUGUAUCUAUUCCGUGAUUUUUCUGUUGCUAUCCAUCGGGAAUUUCGCCGCAGAGAAUUCCGAAGAAUCUCAUCAACCAGCUGGAAUUUAUGUCAGAUUGAAUCAGAAGGCGGUGGAUUAUGUAGCAGAUCUGGCUUCUGAUGCUCUCCCAGCGAUUCUUAACAACCUGAGCCCACCAGAUAUCAAAACUGACAUUGCUACAAUUUCGAAACUUCACAUUUCGAAUGUGGCCAAACCGAAUAUCAGUGCAAAGUUUAUGAAUGAAAAAGGAGUCGCCUAUAACAUCACUUUGGCCUCUUUCCGCGCGAGCGCUUAUGCAGAAAUCAGUGUUUUCUUGUGGACUUAUGAGGGAGAUUUCACUGCAGAGCUCAAGGAGCUCUCGAUCCAAUCCGAACUUCAUUUUGACUAUAACGAAACUACCACCGUGACGGCUCCAGUGUGCAAUGUGACUCAAUCGGAGGUUUCAUUAGUGUUCCCACCGGGAUCCGGUUUGGCUUCUCUCCAAUCAGAGAUCAAGGGACAAAUCGUCUCUGCUAUUCGCGACGCCGUCUGUUCCACUGCCGUUGAUGCUUUGACUUUUGUCAUGGCUCAGAAACCAAUUCCACCCGAAAGUCCGAAUUACGAGAAACCGUCUGGAGGAGAUCCAAACGGAUUCAGUGUUGCAGAGCUAGGAGUAUCUUUGUGCAAGCCGGAUUCUUUGAAAGACGAUGAUACUGAAGAAGUCUCCACUACCACUGCUUCUCCAGACGAUAAUUCCACGUCUACUGGUGAAGAUAGUUCACCUUAUUGGGGAGUUGACUUGUCUGUAAAUCAUCCACCAACAUUCACUGAUGAGGACAUGAUCAUCGGUCUUGAUGGAGGAAUUAUGUUCAAUGGCUGGAAGGCUGGAUCUGCUCAUUUACCUCAAGUUCUGAACAAGACCAGAUUAGAUAAGAAAAUGGUUGGAAUCCUUCUAUCCGAGUACAUUCCAAACACCCUCUUUCACCACAUUUAUUUGUACGACCUUGGAAAUUUCAGACAUCGAUACACCCCCGGAUCCCUUCCAAAGAUCCUUCAAAAGCUCUCCAGAGCAGUCUGCUCAAAGUGCUACGUUGAAGUGUCUGCAAAUUUGACAGAGCAACCAAAAUUACAAAUCGAUGCCAACCUGGGAGCCAGAGUUCAGUUGUCUGGAAAUGUUUCAAUUAUGUUCCGUGGAAGAGAAAAGCUUCAUGAUGUGUUGUACGCCAAUACCAAGUUGCAUGUGACGCUGAAACCUACAGUAAGACACUCGAGAGUUUUUGGAGAUGUGUCGCUGACCAAUGUGGAUGUCAAUGUUUUUGAUCUUGGUCUCGGUGGUCCACUCGCUGCUCCAAUCGAGAAACUCUUCUCAUUCGUCGUGCCACGUGUCCUCUGGCCUCAAGUCAAGAAGCGUCUUCGCUUCGCUAUGAACCGUCGUGGUGUCAAACUUCCAAUCUUCUGCGGCGUAGAAUUAGAACACACCGAACUGGAUUUCGUUGAUCAUGCUGUUCUUCUGAACACGGACUUCUCAUUCGACUUACCACUCUUUCUGUCUAAAUUCAAGAGAUAUCUGGAAGUGAAGAGCAAGUUCAACCCAAAUCUGCCCAAAUAUGUGAAUGUCUGA
Messenger RNA from Caenorhabditis briggsae, 1635 nucleotides. It is a transcript of the gene Cbr-nrf-5, whose product is annotated as Protein CBR-NRF-5. The coding region runs from base 1 to 1635 and encodes 544 amino acids. The record is from RefSeq and is a predicted model, not a curated record. The transcript has 8 exons. Lineage: Eukaryota; Metazoa; Nematoda; Chromadorea; Rhabditida; Rhabditidae. Gene Ontology annotation, molecular function: lipid binding.